AUGCCUCCUUCACCCGCACCCACAACUAAGAAGUCGAGUAGCAAGCUUGCGAGCUUGGCUUGGUUCGUCUUCAAGUUGGGCUUCGGGCUGUUCAGCCUUGCAUCCACAUGGAUCGCUGUUGCGUUGAAGAACGGCGUUUUCCAGCCCCAAGACACAGAGGAGGAGAAGCUAGAGCUGGCGGCUGCGCAGCAGAAAUACUGGAGCCUCGAUCGCGAACCGCUUCCAGGCUUCAGACACGCCUUCUUCACGACCUCCGCCGGAGCAAAGCUCCACUACGUCGUCAACGCGAAUGCCGACGCCCCUCCAUCGCGAAACAUCGCAGUCUUCGUACAUGGCUUCCCCGACUCGUACUUGCUGUGGCGGCACAUCCUGCAAACCCCCGCAUUGCAGCAAGCGCAUACUCUUGUCGCUUUCGACCUGCCUGGUUACGGCGGUAGUGAUAGCCUGCCGAACUAUGGGCCCAAUGAGGUGCUUGAAGCAGUAGCUGAGUUCAUCGUCGCUGCGAGGAAGCAAUUCCUGCAACAGGACAGGAAGUGCGUGGUCGUGAGCCAUGAUUGGGGAGCGCUCAUUUGCGCCAGGCUUGCGUCUGAGGCGGGGGAGCUUGCUGAUCGCUGGAUCACCACAAGCGGUAUCAUUCCUCAUGCGACUGUCAACAACGCCACUUCACAAUGGACUCUGGCGCGUCAAAUGCUGCACACGUGGUCUAGUCAUCCUCUCAACACUGCUCUUCUCAAGAACGCUCUACGGGCGUUCAAGCCAGUAAUGUCGCAGUUUAAACGCUCCUUCUACAUCUUUUGCUUCCACUUGCCUCCGCCAUUGGACUCUUUCUUCACAACCUUCGGUAACUAUUGGUUCCUGCGUGUUACGCACAAUCUUGGUCUUGGCCCGCAUGAGAAGGACGAGGAUGUAACGAAGAGACUUGAUCCAAAGGCUGCCGCAGAGGCUAUGUGCAUGUCCACUGGCCCUGCUUUAGCACAGUUAUCUGACAAAGCCACUGGGGGACCUUCAGAUCGAUAUGGCGAGUCUGUACGACGAAGGGUCAAAGAUCGUGGCAUGUCAGAGAAGAUCAGGAUCUACCGCGAAGGCCUGUUCAUUGGACGAUGGGAGAAGUCCCUCGAACUUACUGCUGCGCUGUACGAACUUCGCUCCGGCAACGAUCGAGGUUCCAGCAUUGCUCCCAGAGGUGCACUCAAGGCGCCAACUACGCUCGUGCUUGGAGAGCAUGAUCCGGCGUUUGAUUCGAAACUGGCACUUGAUAAUGUGAAGGAAUAUCUAGUGAAGGGGAGUCAAGUGCUGAUCGUCAAGGACGCAGGGCAUUGGAUGCCUACAGAGCCUACGGCUCGGGUGGUUUUGGAGCAAUUAGCACUGUGGGCUUUGAGUGAGGAUUCAAGGGUCGCAAAUGCGACGCCUUUCGCCGGGAUGCUCAACUUGAAGGUCAUCGAGGAGCUUUGA
This is a messenger RNA of Boeremia exigua, 1452 nucleotides long. RefSeq names its product Alpha/Beta hydrolase protein. Bases 1 to 1452 code for a protein of 483 amino acids. Gene Ontology annotation, molecular function: catalytic activity. The transcript has 3 exons. Lineage: Eukaryota; Fungi; Ascomycota; Dothideomycetes; Pleosporales; Didymellaceae. The record is from RefSeq and is a predicted model, not a curated record.